UUUCAGUCUGCUCCCGACUGUUUUCCGAAAACGACGUGUGCGUGUUGUUCGGUGCUCCUCCCGGUUUCGGCAAUACGAAAAUAAGAAGACGUUGAUUUUUUUUCUUGCUCCGCCGGUGAUAAGAAGACAGUUGUCCAAAAUGCCCACCUACCACAAGCCGGAAUCGAAAACCAUCCAGGAGCUGAAGGACGUGGCCCACAAGCUGCGAAUUCACUCGAUCAACUCGACGCAAGCCUCGAAAUCCGGCCAUCCGACAUCAUGCGCGUCGAUUGCCGAAGUCAUGUCCGUGUUGUUUUUCAACACGAUGCGGUACAAGAUUUCCGCGCCCCGUGACGCGUCCUCGGAUCGGUUCAUCCUGUCCAAGGGCCACGCGGCGCCGAUUCUGUACGCGGCCUGGGCCGAAGCCGGUCUGUUUCCGGUGAGCGAUCUGAACAACCUGCGCAAGAUCGACUCCGACCUGGAGGGUCAUCCGACGCCGAGGUUGAACUUUAUCGACGUCGGAACAGGUUCGCUGGGCCAGGGUGUGGCCGUGGCCUGUGGAAUGGCCUACGUGGGCAAAAACAUUGACAAGGCCGACUACCGGACCUAUGUGUUGGUGGGAGAUGGUGAGUCCGCUGAGGGAUCGGUGUGGGAGUCGCUGCACUUUGCCGGCCACUACAAGCUGGACAAUCUGUGCGUCAUUUUCGAUGUGAACCGUUUGGGACAGUCUGAGCCGACUUCGCUGCAGCACCAGAUGGAAGUUUACCGGAAACGGUUGGACGCGUUUGGAUUCAACGCGAUCGUCGUCGAUGGUCACGAUGUGGAGGAGCUGUGCAAGGCGUUCUUCGAGGCUUCUUCGACCAAGGAUCGUCCGACGGCCAUCAUUGCCAAAACGUACAAGGGAAAGCAUUUCCCCAAGAUUGAGGAUCUGGAGAACUGGCACGGAAAGCCGCUUGGGGACAGUGCCAACACCGUGAUCGAGCAUCUGCAGGGUUUGAUCCGUAACGCAGGACCGAUUCAGAUUACGCCUCCGUCGCCGCAAAAGGACAGCGCCAAGAAGGUGAGCAUUAGCAACGUACAACUUGCCACUCCUCCCGCCUACCAGCUGGGAGAGUCCGUUGCAACUCGUCUGGCUUACGGAACGGCCCUGGCCAAGAUCGCCAUGAACAACGAUCGCGUCAUCGCUCUGGACGGAGACACCAAGAACUCGACCUAUUCCGAUAAGCUGCGUAAGGCCUUCCCAGACCGGUUCAUCGAGUGCUUCAUUGCCGAGCAGAAUCUGUGCGGCGUUGCCAUAGGAGCGGCCUGCCGUGAUCGUACGAUCGCUUUCGUGUCCACCUUCGCCACGUUCUUCACGCGUGCCUUCGAUCAGAUCCGUAUGGGUGCCAUCUCCCAGACGAACGUCAACUUUGUCGGAUCUCACUGCGGUGUGAGCAUCGGCGAGGACGGACCCAGCCAGAUGGGUCUGGAGGACAUUGCCAUGUUCCGUACGAUCCCGGGAAGCACCGUGUUCUAUCCGUCGGAUGCCGUUUCUACCGAGCGUGCCGUUGAACUCGCGGCCAACACCAAGGGCGUCUGCUUCAUCCGUACGUCCCGCCCGAACACGGCCGUCAUCUACGACAACAACGAGCCGUUCCACAUUGGCAAGGCCAAGAUCGUGAAGCAGUCGGCCAACGACACGGUCCUGCUGAUUGGCGCCGGCAUCACGCUGUACGAGGCACUGAACGCGGCCACCGAGCUGGAAAAGUCGGGCGUCCACUGCCGCGUGAUGGAUCCCUUCACGGUCAAGCCGAUCGACGGGGAGGCCAUCGUCCAGCAUGCAGCCGCGUGCGGAGGCCGUAUCGUCGUCGUUGAGGAUCACUACAAGCAAGGCGGUCUGGGCGAAGCGGUCCUGUCGACCGUGGCCGGCCAGCGCAACGUGGUCGUGAAGCACCUGGGCGUGGAGGAAAUCCCCCGCUCGGGCCCACCGACCGUGCUGAUCGACAUGUUUGGAAUCUCCGCUCGCUGCAUCGUGGCCGCGGUUAACGAUAUUUUGAAGCUGUAAACGCAACUCUUGCCCAUGUAGCUGUGGCGACAACAAGUAUGUAAUGGUUAUUCACUUCCCUGGGUCCCCCAAGCUUACAGCUUACAUUGAUUCACCCCGCUCCGUAAAAUUGGACUUAUCGUAUACAUUCCCCAAUGAAAUUGAUUGCAAUUCCCUGCGUUGAAAUACGUUCCUUAGCUGUUAAGAUGAAUUGAGAAAAAGUUUUUCCUUUCCUGUUGUUUGGAUCAUUGGUACGUUUACUUAUUAUACAUUGUUCCGCGAAGCAUUUAAUAAAUUUUGUAACAAAAAUAA
This is a messenger RNA of Culex pipiens pallens (northern house mosquito), 2314 nucleotides long. RefSeq names its product transketolase-like protein 2. The coding region runs from base 140 to 2023 and encodes 627 amino acids. Gene Ontology annotation, molecular function: thiamine pyrophosphate binding; transketolase activity. The transcript has 4 exons. Lineage: Eukaryota; Metazoa; Arthropoda; Insecta; Diptera; Culicidae. The record is from RefSeq and is a predicted model, not a curated record.